Messenger RNA from Saccostrea cuccullata (small rock oyster), 2064 nucleotides. RefSeq names its product zinc finger protein 862-like. NCBI's taxonomy places the organism in Eukaryota, Metazoa, Mollusca, Bivalvia, Ostreida, Ostreidae. The coding region runs from base 1 to 2064 and encodes 687 amino acids. The record is from RefSeq and is a predicted model, not a curated record. The transcript is spliced from 8 exons.
AUGCGACUUCAUAGAAAGGCUAAUGAUGAGCGUGGGGAUAGCAAACUAUCCGACAUAGCAUUUGUGAAAGGGACAGACAAUUUCAAACUAGAUGCAAUUCGUCAGCAUGAAACAAGUAAGUGGCACACGUACUUUGUUCCAAAAAACUGUGACCAAGAAACACCUGCUGAAAAAUGCGUUAAAACGUUGAGGCAAUCUGAAUACGACAAACUUCAAGUUAAAUUUAGAACUGCACAUGCAAUAGCUAAACAUCAGAAAAGUUUUCUAGAUUACUCCUUUAUAUGCGCUUUAGAUAAAGCAAAGGGGCUAGAAAUAGGUGAUACCUACACAAAUGACAAAGCUAUCAGGGAAUUUGUGCGAGUUAUAGCAGAAGUGGAGAGACAGAAAGUGAAACAGAAACUUGUAAUGUCAGAUUUCUUCAGCUUUACUUGUGAUGGCUCUACGGAUUUUACAGGAGAGGAAUUGGACAAUUUUUAUAUUCGUGUUGUGAUCGAUCUCAAAGUUGAGGAUUGCUUUCUGCACAUUGGAAGCCCAGAAUCUGCUUGUUCUCAAGAUAUUUUUGAUCACUUCUGUAUGUUGUUCAGAAAUUUAGAAUUGCUACCUAUUCUGAAAACCAAACUAGUCGGAUUUUGUGCUGAUGGAGCUUCCAACAUGCAAGGCAGAAAAAAUGGUUUGGCAGCAAAGUUAUUAGAAUUGUCACCAGAAAUGAUAGUUACACACUGUGUUGCUCAUCGUUUAGAAUUAAGUUUUGAAGAUACUAUCAAAGCCUCUUACCAAAAGCUCUAUGAUAAGGCAAUGACUUUGCUACUAGGAAUAAUUUAUUUCUACCGAAAGAGUCCUAAGCAGAUAAAAGCGUUGAAAAGGUCUUUUGAGUCUCUUGGCAUGAAACAGGUUUUGCCAAUGAGGAUAGGAGGUACAAGAUGGCUACCUCACAUGGAAAGGGCCCUCUACUCCUUUUUUCGCAGCUAUCGAGCAAUUCGGCUACAACUAGAGAAUGCAUCUCAUGAUUGUCCAAAAGCAGAAGGCUUUGCUAAACUGAUAUGUGAUGGAAAUCUUCUUACAUUCCUUCUUGUCCUUAAGGUAGUCAGUUUCAGAGAUCAUAUCAGUUCGAAUGAAGUUGUCACUGUACCUACAAAAGAGAGAGUUGGUCCUUAUCAGAUGCCUAGUUACGGGUUGAUGCAACAAAAAACAUGUUUGCAGACAGCUUCACUAGAUUUACAGUCUGCAGAGGAGGUAGUACAAAAUAAAGAGUUUCAGAAUCAAUCUGUCACUUUUAACGGAAUAGUUACUCAACCAAAAGUUGUUGCUGAGAGAUUAUGUGAAAAAUUAGUGAAAUCAUUUGAGUUUGGACAAAAUGAGGUAGCUGUAUUGGUGAAUCAGUUUAAAGGACUUUUGGUUGAGUCAGGGAGGGAUCCAAAAGAGAUACCUGCAGAAUGGGUCUGCCUGAAAACAACAGUGUACAAGAGGUUUUCCUCAAGGCUAACAAGCAGAACCUUGAAGUGGGAAGACCUGCAUAGUAGUGGGGAGGAUCUGCCCAACAUCUUUGGUCUGAUUUCUUUAGUGAGGGCCCUACCUCCAACGUCAGUUAGGAAUGAGGCUACCUUUUCAACCAUGAAACUUACCAAAGGGAAGAGGCGAGCACGCCUCAAUAACGAAACGCUUGAUGAUCUACUGAUGAUCAACCUGGAGUCUUCUUCAGUAGAUCAGUAUAAUCCUCAGGAAGCCAUCACUAAAUGGAUGAAUACCAAAGGCAAAAGGAGACUGCAUUACAAGAGGGCACCGAUUCAAGUGGGCACUUCCGAUACCCAGAUGAUGGAGACUUCAGAUUUCCUCAACAGGGCUCAACCUGACACAGAUACCCAGAUGGACACCACAGAUUCCCUCCAAGAGCCUGAUUCUCAAACUUCAGAUUUAUCUGACUUGGUAUCAGAACUUGUGGCAGACCCGGAAGAUAAUGCAGAUGAAGAUCUAGAUUAUGACUCGGAUAGUGAUGUUGAACAAACAGAAAGAGAAAAUGAUGUGUUACUGAACAUGAUCAUAGAAUAUGAAUAUGAAUUAGAAUAA